UCACCAACGACCCUCAGCUAACACUCAACACGCACACGCUGACAACAAGGGCAAAAUGACCCCCCCACCACUGGCAUGGACAGUACUGACCGUGUUUCUUUGGACGUCAGGUUCCAGCCGGAUCUUGCAACAAGAGUCGCCCCCCAUUCUCUACCCUGAACUCCUAAAAGCAGAGACUGUUUCUUGUCCUUGCCACAGCGAAAAUUGUGACUUUGUCUACUGGUUCCGCACUCUUUUCAAUGACGACAGCGUACAGUUCCUGGUUUCUUGCAAUUUGGCUGACCGCUGUACCCACGGCUCUGACAUUGUACAAAGCCGCUUCAAGGUCAGCAGUUCUAAAGGGUCUUUUUCGCUACGCAUCGCGGAUGUGACAAAGCAAGAUGCUGGGAUCUACUCCUGCGUUGUGAAGGUCAGGGGACAAGAGGAGGUGUGGAGGCCUGCGGCUGUUGUCCGACCUGGAGGUUUAAUAUUGAAAGAGAAAGCUCCAACAACAGUUAAGCCAACAACAAAGCGCAAACCCCCAGUCGUCCCUGUCUGUCGCUGCAGCAAGACCAAGAAACCCCAAGCCAAUUCAUGUGGCUCCAUGGUUUUGUGGCCGUUGGUUGGCCUCAUUGCUGUCCUGGCUGUAGUUCUCAUCGGCACUCUGUACUACUUCAGCCGGCUGCCCAAAAAGUGUCGACACAACUUUGUGAAGAAAAGACAUUUGACCAACAGCAACACAUCUGCGGCUUACACCUGACUCAGCCAGAUGUACGAUGGAGAUCGCUGCAAGGCGGGCCACAUGGAGGAUUUCGUCACUAAACAGAUGUGCUCUCCUGGCAGCAGUUCACGUCUGCCUUACAGUAAAAUGUGUGCAUAGCUGAAGACGAGUUUUAUGUUUCUACAGCACCAGUAGAACCAUGUAAUAUAUUUUGGCUGGUUUUUCAAUAAAAGUAUUACAAGAAAGGUUGAGCAGGGUUACAUUUUGACCGUGUACUGUAAAAUCCUGUUUGUAUUAAUAAUUUUGAUUGCUUUAUAUAGAAUAUUUACAUCUCUAUGUAAAUGAUGUUUAAAUUUUUGUUGAAACUUGUUCGAGAAUUCAUAUCAAAAUCCGUAUUACUUCAUAUUAAAGGUGCACUGAGAGUUUAUUUAAGUGAGAACCUUUUAUACUCCAUUUAUACGCAUAAACUAUCUUUGAGUGGACUGAUGAUGAGAGCCAUGCAGACUCAAUGAUCAAACUGCAUAUCUAUUUCUUUUUUUUUUCUUUUUUUUUUUCUUUUUUGAAUUACACAAUCAGUUUUCUAAAUGUAGAUACAAUGAGCAGUCGUGUCAGGGAAAUCAAAAAAAUC
Myripristis murdjan (pinecone soldierfish) is the source of this 1328-nucleotide messenger RNA. It is a transcript of the gene cd8b, whose product is annotated as cd8 beta. Gene Ontology annotation, cellular component: cell surface. Bases 56 to 739 code for a protein of 227 amino acids. The transcript is spliced from 8 exons. The record is from RefSeq and is a predicted model, not a curated record. Gene Ontology annotation, molecular function: MHC class I protein binding; coreceptor activity. Gene Ontology annotation, biological process: regulation of immune response. Lineage: Eukaryota; Metazoa; Chordata; Actinopteri; Holocentriformes; Holocentridae.